Sorex fumeus (smoky shrew) is the source of this 4218-nucleotide messenger RNA. It is a transcript of the gene ZNF385D, whose product is annotated as zinc finger protein 385D. Gene Ontology annotation, cellular component: nucleus. The record is from RefSeq and is a predicted model, not a curated record. Gene Ontology annotation, molecular function: zinc ion binding; nucleic acid binding. The coding region runs from base 259 to 1446 and encodes 395 amino acids. Lineage: Eukaryota; Metazoa; Chordata; Mammalia; Eulipotyphla; Soricidae. The transcript is spliced from 8 exons.
CAGUCCUGAUGUCACAGGCGCGGCAAGGACAUCGCAAGGAGGAGUCGGAUUACAGUAAGGAUGGGCCGUGCCGCGGGCGGCCCGAGCGCACGCUCCAGCCGCCGGGAAUCUUAGCCCGGGAAAGGCAGCCUGCGAGGCGCUCGCCACCGCUGGGGACCUCGCCGCCGACUGUAGCAUGAAACGGCUCUGCUCUGCGUGUCAGCCGGGGGUGAGAGCUGAUGCUGAAGACGCCGCGGUGGGGUUCCAGCUGUCUGAUUAAUGAGAAACAUAAUGUAUUUUGGUGGUACAUGCCAGAGCCCUGCUCUCCCAGCCCUGGUUCGUCCACCAGCUCCUCCUUUGCAACCAUCGCUGGAUAUUAAACCAUUUCUUCCCUUUCCUCUUGACACUGCUGCUGCAGUCAACCUCUUCCCAAAUUUUAAUGCGAUGGACCCGAUUCAGAAAGCUGUAAUAAAUCAUACAUUCGGGGUUCCUCUUCCUCAUCGAAGAAAGCAAAUCAUAUCAUGCAACAUUUGCCAGUUGAGAUUUAAUUCUGAUAGCCAGGCUGCGGCCCACUACAAAGGCACGAAACAUGCCAAGAAGCUCAAAGCACUGGAAGCCAUGAAAAAUAAGCAGAAAUCUGUAACUGCCAAGGACAGCGCAAAGACUACCUUCACCUCCAUCACUACCAAUACCAUCAAUGCCAGCUCUGACAAAACAGACAGUACCGCAGGGACACCAGCAAUAUCAACGACGACAACUGUGGAAAUUCGCAAAAGCAGUGUUAUGACAACUGAGAUCACCUCUAAAGUGGAAAAAAGCCCCACAACAGCCACUGGCAAUAGCUCAUGCCCUUCCACAGAGACUGAGGAAGAAAAGGCAAAACGGCUCCUGUACUGUUCCCUAUGCAAGGUUGCUGUCAACUCUGCCUCACAGCUGGAGGCGCACAACAGUGGUACAAAGCACAAAACUAUGCUAGAAGCCCGUAAUGGAAGUGGUACUAUCAAAGCCUUUCCUAGGGCAGGAAUGAAAGGAAAGGGACCUGUUAAUAAGGGAAACACAGGUCUACAAAACAAAACAUUUCACUGUGAAAUCUGUGAUGUGCAUGUCAACUCAGAAACACAACUUAAACAGCACAUUAGCAGUAGAAGGCACAAAGACAGAGCUGCUGGGAAACCCCCGAAACCUAAAUACAGUCCUUACAACAAACUACAGAAGACAGCACAUCCACUGGGGGUAAAGUUAGUAUUUUCAAAAGAACCCUCAAAGCCAUUGGCUCCAAGGAUUCUGCCUAACCCGCUUGCAGCAGCGGCAGCUGCAGCCGCCGUGGCAGUGAAUUCCCCGUUCAGUCUUCGAACUGCACCGGCAGCGACGCUGUUCCAGACUUCUGCUCUUCCUCCUGCACUCCUGCGGCCUGCUCCAGGGCCCAUUCGGACCACCCACACCCCAGUGCUGUUUGCUCCUUACUGAAAUCCACAUGGGAGUCAUUGUACUGCAAUAAUUUUUCAAAAAACAAACAAAAAACAAAACAAACAAAAGAGAACUAUGCAGUGUUUAUAUAUAGUUUAAAGUAUACCUGAAGAGCCAGGACUUUUGAUAGUGAAUUGAAAUGAUUAUUUAAAAAUAAAUAAAUAAAACAGAGGGGAGUUUGGGGACGGGAGGGAAAGGGGUGGAAUUUUCUCCAAAUUAAAGCAUUCCUCUUGAACAUUGAUUGUUUUAGAAGUGAUCUCCAGCAUUGACUUGUAGUGGUAUCUAGAAUUCUGAAGCCUUUGUGACUGUGCUUUUGGGCACCUUUUCCCCUUGCAUUGUCUUUCCUGCUUUAUGAAACAACUAUACAUUGUCUAAGGGCAUUAACUGGUUCCAAUGUAUAUAGAAUAAUUUACUCUGUAGAUGAAAAUAAUAUGAAAAAAAGAAAAAAAAAACAAAACAAAAACAAAAGCAACACUGUGAAUAGUAGUACCCGUGCUGGUCCUCUUGCUAUGAUACAGCAAUUCCUGGGUAUUUAGCCCAACAACAGUAGAUACAGUAGAUGUCUUGUAAAACAAUAGUGCUGUGUCUCAAUCUAUGCCACUAGAUUUUAAAGAAUUGCAAUGGUAGAAUGAACAACUAUUUCAUGCCAGUAAGCAUUCAAAAACUAAACCAACACCAUGGUGGUGGAAAGGUUUUCCUGGUAGCAUUCUCCCCUUUCCCAAUCCAGCAUGGAGAGGACCUUAAGUUCAGAAGUGUAGAACAUGGCUAAACAUAGAGGAAGGGGAGAUGUUAAUAAAGAUGAUUUUCAGCUAAGCAGAGUUUUACCACCCAGAAACACUAUUGCUGGAAAUAAUGUUUUAUCUAUAAUGCACCUUUGAGUGAAGAUAGGUAAGUCCAUGUAUCAUGGGAAUUUAGAGAAAAAACUGCUCAACCAUUAUGUUUCAAGGAUAAGGGAGAAUCAAAACCCAGGAUAAUAAUGCAAAGUAAAGAUUUUUUUAUGUUAGUAUAUAUUCAGUGAAACAGAAAAUAUUAAAUCUCUGCAGUAUCCCCUUUAUAUCAUACCAGUAGGGUUGUCUCUUAGGCAUUGGUUUCUGCUUUGAAUAUGAUGGUAGACAUAGCUAUUGUUGUGGGUUUUCUGUUGUUUUUUUUUUUAGAUUUCCUACUGAUAUGAUAUAAACAGUUAAUAUAUAUUUAAAUGUUAGCAAAAACAACUUCAAUGAAUCAGAGUCAGUUUCAGACCAAGGAUGCAGUAUUUAAAAAUACUGGUACGAUGCACUCGACCAUCAUUUAUUUCUCUAGUGGAAUUGUGAAAUACUGAUAGCCUUGGAAUUCACCAGAAGGCUGAAAAGAGUUGAUGUUUUACCUUUAAAACAAGAUUUAUCAGGGGUAUAUAUAAAUAUAUAUGUAUAUUGUAUAUAUGUUAGAAAGAUUAAGAGACUAACUUAUGAAAAGAAAAUCUAUAUAAAAUAAUUAUAUAACCAUCCCAUGUUACAUGUUAUCAUUAAAUUGGUAACAAAUGGCAUAAAAUAGCUGUGCCUUUAAUUUGUGAUAAAGGCUGUUUGCUUUUUUUCCCCCAUAAGCUAACACAUACCUAUCACUUAUGAUGGGGUUUGAUGCAGCCAGUCUGUUGCAUUAAUAAGAACAAUGGCAUUCAAAAGCAAUGAUAUAAUAUGUACAAAUAAACCAUAUGUGAUUUAGGUUUAGAGAAAAAAUAUUUUUGAAAAGGUUUUGUAAAGACUAUUUAAAAAUAUUGGAAGGACUCAGUAUUACCUUCCUGAAAUUUCUCUUAUCCAAACUGUAGUAAUUUUGAGAGGUAGAAAAAUUCAAGAUGAAAACAUUUGAGAGAUAGGUAUUGAACAUUGUCAUAUUAAAUUUAACAAACGACCCAUAUGUGCUUGGUGCUCAAUACUAAUCAUGGUCUUUGGGGUUCUUAUCUAUCUAGCUAUGUGCAUUUGUCAUAUAACCAUAUCUUUAAAAUAGGUCGCUUUAUAUCAUUUUGUUAAUCAAAACAAAAAUAAAAAGGAAGGGACAGAGAAAAAAUGAAUAAGAAAAAGGAAUAGUCUAUCAAUCAGAGAAAUAAAAAACAUUUGAAGCAUAUAUCUCUGGUUAGAUAUGUAGUUAGCAUUAAACUUUGUUUUUGAAAAUGUUUGGUAAUUUUGCAUUUAUCAUUAUCUCUAAUUCUGGUUAUAGUGUUUACUUUGUCACCUUUAAACCCUGCUAGUUCAGCCAAGUGGAGUAUUGCUCCAUGAGUUUGUUGCUCUGGGCUCUGUCUGUAACUCCUGUGACCAGCUUCUGAUUGUUUUGAACUUUAGUUUCCUUUUUCUGCUUUGUUUGUCACAUAUCUUCAUCCUUCAUUCUAAAUCAGCCCGAAUCCCUAUCCAACAUCCUUUAUAUCUGAUCAAACUUCUCUUUCUUUUGGAGAACUAGAACCUAGUGUUAAUUGAUGGCAAUCUCACUACCAUGUGCUUCUGUUGGUCUUCCCCAUUUUCACCAAAGUGAAUGAGCCAGUCCACUAGAGGUCAGGGUCUCUGGGAUACAGAGUCCUAGAUCACAAAGGUGUUACUAACUUUAAUGAUUUUCUGGGAACAAACAAAUCAGCCAUAUUUUCUCCAUCAGCCAUAUGAUGAAGCUCAGAAAUACCUAACUCCCUUCUGCCUCACUACACUAUGGAACCAUUUUUGUUUAAAUGGUCUCUUAAAUGGAAGUUGUAAGCAUCAGUUGUCUUUUACUCACUACCUAAUAAAGGAUGAAGCCUAACCAUAGAACUUACAA